CCGGGUCACGUGCCUGUCAAACCCCAUUGGCUCGCGCAGCCGUCGUCAACACAACACAGGAAGAAGCUAAGCUAACCGAGCUAACGAAAACACAGCGCUGCGGCGGAGACGUCGCGCAUCACUGGUGUCACUGGGUCAACUGGUGUGGAGCUGGUUGUUGUUAUGGACAGGGAGACGGGUUCUGUGAACAGGGAGUGAGCGGGAAGGAGGAUGAGGAGCAGCCGCAGCAGCAGCAGCUCGCUAACUCCGGAGCUAGCAGGCUAACGAUCAGCUGUUGUUUUGGUAGUUUUGCUAACACGUCAGAAAGUGUUUCCUCACAGCAGCCUGUGACACCAGAGCUUCACCACAAACACACACACACACACACACACACACACACACACAUCGCGUUUCCCCUUUCCUCCUCCGUCACGGUUAAUGGCGACACACACAGCAGCACCAGCCUCACACGUUCACCAGCGGGCCGUCAGUCAGCUGCUGUCCGGCGGGCGGUGACUCCCCUGUGGGGUCCAUCAUCCAUCAGACGGGGGCCGCUAUUGAAGCUGCAACAUUGCUCCAAGAUGCACGACGCGUACGAACCGGUGUCGAUUCUGGAAAAGCUCCCGCUCCAGAUCGACUGUCUUGCGGCCUGGGAGGACUGCCUGCUUGUGGGUACGAAACCAGGGCAUCUCCUUCUCUACCGGAUAAAAAAGGAUGCAGGUACCAAUCGGUUCGAGGUGACGCUGGAGAAAUCCAACAAGAACUUCUCAAAGAAGAUUCAGCAGCUUUAUGUUGUCGCGCAGUACAAAAUCCUUGUCAGUCUUCUGGAGAACAACGUCCACGUCCAUGACCUCCUGACAUUCCAGCAGAUCACUGUCGUGUCCAAAGCCAAAGGAGCUACACUCUUUGCAUGUGAUCUGCAGCAAACCGGCCCAGGGGAGGAAAGGCUGAGAAUGUGUGUUGCGGUGAAAAAGAAGCUCCAGCUGUAUUACUGGAAGGAUAGAGAGUUCCACGAGCUGCAGGGCGACUUUGCUGCACCAGAUAUUCCAAAGUCCAUGGCUUGGUGUGAAAACUCCAUAUGUGUUGGUUUCAAGAGAGACUAUUACCUUAUUCGGAUGGACGGUCGCGGCUCCAUCAAGGAGCUCUUCCCGACUGGGAAACAGCUGGAGCCUCUGGUUGCACCACUGGCUGAUGGGAAGGUGGCUGUCGGGCAGGAUGACCUCACUGUUGUCCUAAAUGAAGAGGGCGUUUGCACCCAGAAGUGCGCCCUCAACUGGACAGACAUCCCGAUAGCGAUGGAGCACCAGCCUCCGUACAUCAUCGCCGUUCUCCCUCGGUACGUGGAGAUCCGGACCUUCGAGCCGAGGCUGCUGGUGCAGAGCGUGGAGCUGCAGAGACCUCGCUUCAUCACCUCAGCAGGGCAAAAUAUUGUGUAUGUUGCCAGCAACCACUUUGUGUGGCGCCUGGUGCCUGUGUCCAUAGCGAGCCAGAUCCGGCAGCUUCUCCAGGACAAGCAGUUUGAGUUGGCUCUUCAGCUGGCGAAGAUGAAGGAUGAUUCCGAUGGUGAUAAGAAGCAGCAGAUUCAUCACAUCCAAAAUCUCUACGCCUUCAAUCUGUUUUGCCAGAAGAGAUUCGAUGACUCCAUGCAGGUGUUUGCCAAACUCGGCACAGAUCCCACACAUGUGAUCGGACUGUACCCGGACCUGCUCCCAGCUGACUACCGCAAACAGCUGCACUAUCCCAACCCACUGCCUACGCUGUCCGGGGCAGAGCUGGAGAAGGCUCACCUCGCUCUUAUUGAUUACCUCACCCAGAAACGCAGCCACCUGGUGAAACAGCUGAACGACUCGAGCCCUUCCACAACAUCUCCACUCAUGGAGGGAACGCCAACUAUUAAAAGCCGCAAAAAACUCCUGCAGAUCAUUGAUACCACUCUGCUGAAGUGUUACCUACAUACCAACGUGGCCCUGGUGUCCCCCCUCCUGCGCCUGGAGAACAACCACUGCCACAUCGAGGAGAGCGAGUACGUUCUCAAGAAGGCUCACAAGUACAGCGAGCUGAUUAUUCUUUAUGAGAAGAAGGGCCUGCACCAGAAAGCUCUGCAGGUGCUGCUCGACCAAUCCACCAAGGCCAACUCUCCGCUGAAGGGCCACGAGCGAACAGUGGAGUACCUCCAAAGACUGGGAGUCGAGAAUCUGGGCUUCAUCUUUGAGUUUUCUCCCUGGGUGCUGAAGAUCUGUCCUGAGGACGGUCUGAAGAUUUUCACUGAGGACCUGACGGAGGUGGAGACUUUGCCCCGGGACAAGGUGCUUAACUUCCUGAAAGAGGGCUUCACGGAGCUCGCCAUCCCAUAUCUUGAGCACAUCAUCUACGUGUGGGACGAGAAAGGCCCGGAGUUUCACAAUGUGCUGAUCCAGCUCUACCUGGAGAGGGUUCAAGUCCUCAUGAAAGAGUACCUCAACUCACUGCCUGAAGGGGUCCCAGCUGUUGCUGCAGGAAAGGAGAAGGGCAGCCUGGGGGAGUUCAGGAUGAAGCUGCUGUCUUUCCUGGAUAUCUCUACCAGCUAUGAACCAGCCAGACUCAUCAGUGAUUUUCCCUUUGAUGGUCUGCUGGAGGAGCGCGCUCUGCUUCUGGGUCGGAUGGGGAAACACGAGCAGGCGCUCUUCAUCUAUGUGCACAUCCUGAAAGACACCCACAUGGCUGAAGAAUACUGUCACAGUCACUACAACAGUUCAGUGGAAGGAAAUAAAGACGUUUAUCUGUCUCUGCUGCGCAUGUACCUGUCGCCCCCUGACGUCCACUGUCUGGGGCCCAUCAAGAUGGAGCUGUCAGGGCCUCAGGCCAAUCUCCAGGCUGCCCUGGAGGUCCUGGAGCUGCACCACAGCAAACUCAACACCUCCAAGGCCAUCAACCUGCUCCCGGCAAACACGCAGAUCAGAGAGAUCCGGGUUUUCCUGGAGAGCGUCCUGGAGGAGAGGGCUCAGAGGAAACGCUGCAACCAGGUGCUGAAGAGUCUCCUGCAGGCCGAGUUCCUCAGGGUGCAGGAGGAGCGAAUCUUCCACCAGCAGGUUAAAUGCGUCAUCACGGAGGAGAAGACCUGCAGAGUUUGCAAAAAGAAAAUAGGAAACAGUGCGUUCGCCAGGUAUCCCAACGGAGUGGUGGUUCAUUACUUCUGCUGCAAAGACCGCACGGUGUGUCCCACCGAGCAGUAACAGCCUCUGCUCGCUCGGACGCUUCAUCAAUAAAUGAUCCUCCUCCUUCCUGCUCGGGGAUUCACUCUGUGGACGCCCGUGAAGAAGAGAAACACCAGAAAGGUUGGAAGUUGCUCUGAAUCCAAAGCACCUUGCAGGACUUGCGAGUGCAGACUUUUUAUUUUGAAGUUAACCUUGGACAUCGCUGUUGUGGCGCUCGACUCCCCCCACCCACCCCCCGCCCCCGGGUGGAAUCAGAGCUGCCCUCUGAAAGCAAAAGGCCGCAGCUUUCUGACUCUCUGUGCAUGAAGUAACAGGAGGAAUGUCCCAGGUCGCUCGGCCCGGAGGAGAGAAACGUAGAGAGAGAGGGAGGUGGACUCUGACAUUUAGGAAAACAUGUCCCCGUAACGCGAGGAGGGAUUUGUUUGCCCGACACGUUCCUUCUCUCCAGCAGAUGAUCCCAAGCCUCGAUGGGAAGCCGUCUUUUCUUUCUCUCUAUCUCUUCCUGUGUCUCUCCCCUCCUGUAACACUGGGUCGGCCUCACACUCUGCUUCUUAGGCCGUAGCCACUCUGCACUGUUCAAUGCCUUCUGUGACUGAAGAUUGUACUUACAAUGAGGUCAGGUGUCUUUUCUUUGAGCAUGUGCCGGUACUGCAGUCGUCUUCACACUGUUUCACCUUUUUUUCUAUUUGAUUGAAACGUUUGAGGCGACUUCUCCAACUAACAUUAUUCAUAUUUAUGUUCUUUUCUUCUUUUGCUGUCUUUGUGAAGUGACGACGACGACGUCCACGCUUUUAACGCUUUUUUUCCGAAGUUCUCAUCUGUCUCAUUGUAUUCAUGUUUUGUUUUUUUCUUUCUCAGUCACAUCAGAAGUUUAUGAAGAAGAAUUAGAUUCUAAAGUGAGACUACGUACAUUUAACAGCGCCCACGAGUCGUAACUACAGGAUAAUAUUGAUUUGCUCAGGUUAGUGUCGAGCUGCAGUGAUGAGUUGAUUUACCAAUUUUAAUAAAGCUUCCUGCUUAGUUUGCUCCUUUCUCUGUUAUCGGUGAGAGUAGAGUGAAGGUUUUGAACUGUUCAUUCAUAAGAAAAUAUUAGAAAGUGAACUAUUAAUCAAUAUUUAGCAGCAGAUAUAUCAACAAUGAUCAUUAGUUACAGCCCGAUAUCAGAGAUCGGUCAUCCAGUGAGCUUAUGGUGCAUUAGCCACCAUAAGCUUCUUGUUUCUGAAUCCAACUUCUUGUGUGUGUUACGUAGUCUCUCUCUAAGAUGGGUCACAGCAGUGCAGCACUUUAACGGCGGAUGGAUGUUUGGUUUAUUUAUUGUGGAAUCACAUAUCUGCGCGAUAAGAACUGGAAGUGAUGUGAAUGACUGAAGGUGUGAUUGAUCUGUGCUUUUAAAUUGGCAAUAUUGUAAUAAAAUGUGUGUUAACCGUCCACGUGGGAGGAAGCAGGACUCCAGUUAAUCAAGAGAAGAGAUGCAAACAAUCAGUCAUCUUGUGUUUUUUGUUUUUUGCAAACCUCCGCCGAGGCCCAACGAUCCCCUUGUGAAACUUCAUUUAAAUUAGCUUGAAUUUAUUUGGAUCCACACUCAAGUGGAACUUCAAGGGGCCUGAUUUUCUUUAUUAAAUGCAUCAAGAUCCGUAAAUUGGGGCACAAAAUGUUAAAUAUUAAAGAAAGCGAUAAAAGUU
This is a messenger RNA of Hippoglossus stenolepis (Pacific halibut), 4855 nucleotides long. It is a transcript of the gene vps39, whose product is annotated as VPS39 subunit of HOPS complex. The record is from RefSeq and is a predicted model, not a curated record. NCBI's taxonomy places the organism in Eukaryota, Metazoa, Chordata, Actinopteri, Pleuronectiformes, Pleuronectidae. Gene Ontology annotation, cellular component: cytoplasm; membrane. Gene Ontology annotation, biological process: endosomal vesicle fusion; intracellular protein transport; vesicle-mediated transport. The transcript is spliced from 24 exons. The coding region runs from base 561 to 3191 and encodes 876 amino acids.